Drosophila obscura is the source of this 861-nucleotide messenger RNA. RefSeq lists its product as uncharacterized. The transcript is spliced from 2 exons. The record is from RefSeq and is a predicted model, not a curated record. Bases 53 to 523 code for a protein of 156 amino acids. Lineage: Eukaryota; Metazoa; Arthropoda; Insecta; Diptera; Drosophilidae.
UAUAUAACCAAGUGCAGUUGAAAAUUUGCUUCACUCAGCGAAAUCUGUUGAAAUGUGGAACAAACCAAACCUGGCAAUUAUUCUCCUCGUUUUGUUGGCCAGCGGCGGGAACGCGCUGCCAACCGACGUAGCCAGAUACAAUAAAUUGGGCCAAAGCCCACCAACACCAACUGACUGCAGGAACAGCAGUACGGAUUCUACGACCAAUCAGCUGGGUCUGGAUACUGAGGGCACGACGUCGCCACCGGACUUUGAGUACGCGCUGCUCGGUCAGGAUCCUAAGGAUCAGCAUUGGUAUCGUGUCAGUCUCACGCCCACAAAGAACCAGACUGUCUUUCGUGCCCAGUUCGCCACCCGGAAGCAGCCGCCCUUCGAUGAGCAAAUGGCGCACAGGCAUGACAAGACCAUUGGCGAACUGCUGGAUUGGCUGGACCACUCCGAGGAACGCAAUCUACUCCAAGUGUACCGUAACCUAUUGGAGGACGAGCAAAAGGAGACAAGACACAUACCAAAAACUGGAUAAUGAAAUCGAAAGUACAACCAAUUUGAGGCCCAGAAAGAAGUAUUACCAAGAGAGCAACCAGCAGCUGCAGCUGGCGGCAGAGGACGCAACAACCACAUCGCCAGAAAAAAGUCCAAAUGAAAUUGAGCCAAAGGCAGUAGAGAACUUUGUAUACUUCAUAAAGGGAUUAAAAUGAGUCCACAAAUAUUUUACUCGUUAGUAAAACAGUCUCUUAAAGUUCGUAAAAAUUUAAUGAUUUAAAUGAAAUCCAAAACAUUUUAACACAGAGUUCUUUGAACUUUUUUUUGUAGCCCCAUUAGAACCCUUAGAGGAAAUUUUAUAAAAUUAAUAAUCUGCAU